AUGGCGAACCAAACGCCGGCCGUUGUCAUGGACAACGGCACGGGUUUCUCCAAGCUCGGCUUCGCCGGAAACGACUCCCCCUCGUUCGUCUUCCCGACUGCCAUCGCCACCAAAGGCGCCAACACGGGCGGCGCCAGCGGCGGCUCCGGCUCCGGCAGACCAUCCGUCGGCAACAAGCCGAGCUUUCUCACCGGAGGUGCCGGCCCCAGCAGCAGCCACCUGAGCUCGAAGCGAGGCACCGAGGACCUCGACUUUUGCAUCGGCGACGCCGCCCUGAGCGCGGCCUCGGGACCCGGGUACGGGUUGCACUACCCCAUCCGCCACGGACAAAUAGAGAACUGGGAUCACAUGGAGCGAUUCUGGUCCAAUUCCAUCUUCAAGUACCUUCGUGUCGAGCCCGAGGACCACUACUUUCUCCUCACCGAGCCCCCUCUGAACCCGCCCGAGAAUCGCGAGAACACGGCGGAAAUCUUCUUCGAGUCCUUCAACUGCGCCGGCAUGUACAUUGCCGUCCAGGCCGUCCUGGCCCUCGCCGCAUCCUGGACCUCGUCAAAGGUGACGGAUCGAUCCUUGACGGGCACCGUCAUCGACUCGGGCGACGGCGUGACGCACGUGAUCCCCGUGGCCGAAGGAUACGUCAUCGGCUCCUCGAUCAAGUCGAUCCCCAUCGCCGGCCGCGACAUCACCUACUUUGUGCAGUCCCUCCUCCGAGACCGUGGCGAGGCCGACUCGUCGCUCAAGACGGCGCAGGAGAUCAAGGAGCAAUACUGCUACGUCUGCCCGGACAUGGUCAAGGAGUUUAGCAGGUACGACCGCGACCGCGAGCGCUUCGCGAAGCACGUCGUCGCCCACCCCGGCGGCCGCCAGGUGUCGGUCGACGUCGGCUACGAGCGAUUCCUCGCGCCCGAGAUCUUCUUCAACCCCGAGAUCUACAGCUCCGACUUUCUCACGCCGCUGCCGACGGUCGUCGACGGCGUGAUCCAGCAGUCGCCCAUCGACGUCCGCCGGGGCCUCUACAAGAACAUUGUCCUCUCCGGCGGCAGCACCCUCUACAAGGACUUUGGCCGGCGGCUGCAGCGGGACAUUAAGCAGCUCGUGGACGCCCGGAUCCGCGCGAGCGAGGUGCGCAGCGGCGGCGCCCGCAGCGGCGGCCUCGAGGUGCAGGUGAUUACCCACAAGCGACAACGGCACGGGCCCUGGUUCGGCGGCAGUCUGCUCGGACAGACGCCCGAGUUCCGGUCGUACUGCCACACCAAGGCCGAGUACCAGGAAUACGGGCCGAGCAUCGUGCGAAGGUUCGCCCUGCUCGGCGGACCAGGCGGCUCAUAG
This is a messenger RNA of Drechmeria coniospora, 1329 nucleotides long. Its product is annotated as Actin-like protein 3. NCBI's taxonomy places the organism in Eukaryota, Fungi, Ascomycota, Sordariomycetes, Hypocreales, Ophiocordycipitaceae. Gene Ontology annotation, biological process: Arp2/3 complex-mediated actin nucleation. Bases 1 to 1329 code for a protein of 442 amino acids. The record is from RefSeq and is a predicted model, not a curated record. The transcript is spliced from 7 exons. Gene Ontology annotation, cellular component: Arp2/3 protein complex; actin cortical patch. Gene Ontology annotation, molecular function: actin filament binding.